AUGUCUUCUAAGAAGCAGAAGAGGCCAAAUGAGGACCCGGCAGAGGAAGCAGCCGGCAGGAUCGACAACCUCGCAGCCCCCCUGUGCCUAAUGAGCUUUGUCCUGCUCUUAGACUGCCUGAAGCUCUUCCCUCAGUCCUUUCCUCAUCGGGCAGAGCUCAUCGCUUCUAUCGUGAACACCACCCUGUCGCCAAGCAGCCACGUCGACAGGGUGGUUGUGAAGAACGUCAUUGACAAACUGAGGUGUGCUUCAGCAGAUCUGUCUUUUCUUCCGGGCGUAAGACGCCCAUCAGUUGAGGAGAUUGCACGGAGGGAGUCCCUGCUCUUCGUUGCUUUCCCGAAGCCAACAAGGUAUUACAUGCACGCAAGCUUUGUCUCUGCUGUUCAUGCCCACAAUGCGUCCUUUGGCCUGGAUCGCUUCUCGGAAGAGCCUGGGGCAGCUCUCCAGCGGCUGCGGCGGAGGCGGUCGCUCAGAGGGAGUUUGAACAGGGAGCGCUUUGAGCAUGCAUAUUUGCACUUCUGGGCUGUGCGGUUCUGCCAGAAGCAUUGCCCAUCCUUGCUAGGCACAAUAGAUUUGCGAGAGCCCAUCGACAGCGUCCUCUGCAGUCUCAACGAUCCUUUCUGGUGUCACCUGCGUGAUGAGGCACUCGAGCACAGCAAGAAGUGUGAGAAUGAGCUCUGCGGGAGGUACUGCCACUUUGACGGCAAUGCCAAAGUGUUUCGAGCUUGCUGCGCAGAGAAGGAUUCAGAGCUUUUCGAGACUGCAAUCGGUCGGGUUGUGAAGGGUUGCCCCAGAACCCCCCUGAAAAACAAGAAGCGCUGUCGCCUGCAUCAUGCAGGAGUGCCAGCUGGAACUGCGGAAGUGCAGGGCGGUGCGGAAAGCCGGCCAGAGAAUCCGGAAGGAGUGCGGGGAGGAGAAGGGGAGAGUCGGAUUGAUGAGCCUGCGGCGGGCGAUGUGGAAGAAAUCGAUCUACGAGAUCUCGACAGUGACGGCGAGUACGACGAGGAGGAGGAAGAGCCAGAAGACGAAGGGGGGGGCGACGAAGAGGACGGUGGGGCUUCAGGCGGGGGGGGGUCAGGGCUCCAGGGUUCCGCUGCAUCCGCUGAGAAAUGGGAUCUGGACGCUGGCCCAGUUUCUCUACGGACGCGCAGGACCAGGCAGCUGCUGGAGCAGGAUGACUCGCUGUACGAGGCUGAACGAAUAGAGAUGAGCAUGCUAAAAAAUGGGGUACCGAUCUACUUGGUCAAGUGGAAGGGCUGCCCGGCCGCUGAGAACACGUGGGAGCCUGAGGAGAACGUGACUGUCUUCGGCAGGGGCCUCUUGGACGAGUACCUGCGCUCGCAGCCCCAAGGGGACUUCUACACGCGCGACCGGGAGGACCAGCUACCAGAUCCCGCACCGGAAUCGGAUGCCGAGAAGCCGCCCCGCAAGACCAAGCUGACAGCCUGCACCCCGCGCACGAGCUCGGACGGACGCGGCGUGACAGCCGGCACGCUGGUCGCCUUCUGGGCGUGCGGCUACAUGUUCCCCCCCCUGGAGUUGAUCCUUUCGGAGUCCACUACGAUGGUGCACCACUACAUGAUGCUCCUGUUUGCGCAUGUGCGCCUGCCCGAGUUCAUAGGCAUGGACGACAUGUGCCACUGGGCACGGUUUGCAGCAAGCGGGGGGCGAACUGCGAUGAGCGACAAAACCCGCGAGUUUCACGAAGACACGAAGAAAGUCGUCGACAAGUUUCACUUCAAGAAGAACCAUGUGGGGCGGUGGUGCGCAGCGAACACGAACCCGUACAAGCAUCCAGAACUCGAAACUGCAAACAUGUCGGUGUGUGAACAGAGGUUCAAGUGGUGGGGCCAAUUCAGAACAUCGCUCAGGUAA
This is a messenger RNA of Klebsormidium nitens, 1875 nucleotides long. The record is from the annotation of a GenBank genome assembly. NCBI's taxonomy places the organism in Eukaryota, Viridiplantae, Streptophyta, Klebsormidiophyceae, Klebsormidiales, Klebsormidiaceae.